Messenger RNA from Vollenhovia emeryi, 1487 nucleotides. It is a transcript of the gene Sumo, whose product is annotated as small ubiquitin-related modifier 3. The record is from RefSeq and is a predicted model, not a curated record. NCBI's taxonomy places the organism in Eukaryota, Metazoa, Arthropoda, Insecta, Hymenoptera, Formicidae. Gene Ontology annotation, biological process: protein sumoylation. Bases 163 to 444 code for a protein of 93 amino acids. The transcript is spliced from 3 exons. Gene Ontology annotation, cellular component: nucleus. Gene Ontology annotation, molecular function: protein tag activity; ubiquitin-like protein ligase binding.
CCGCCGUUUUGACGAAGAAGCGGGACUUUGCGGCGAGUUCGCGCUCCAGGAAUCAUCCACGUCGUUGUUCGAGCGUGCAAACCGAUCGAUCAGUUCAGUCACCGAUCGCGCGACCGCCCGGUGACCCCCCCCCGGUAAACGCGAUUUCAAUCUGGUGGAGCCAUGUCGGACGAGAAGAAGGAGACGAAGACGGAAUCGGAGCACAUAAACCUGAAGGUGCUCGGUCAGGACAACGCGGUAGUCCAGUUUAAAAUUAAGAAACACACACCCCUACGCAAACUGAUGAACGCAUACUGCGACCGUGUAGGCUUGGCGAUAGCAGCAGUAAGGUUUAGGUUCGACGGACAACCCAUAAAUGAAUUAGACACGCCUACUACAUUGGAAAUGGAGGAGGGUGAUACAAUAGAGGUGUAUCAACAGCAGACAGGUGGUUCUUCGUGUUGAGACGCAACGCGUUCACAAAUGGACUAAAUGAAAUUUACCGUUCCAGCAGUGUUUACUAUUUACUAUUAACAUAAAGCUUGAUUUAUUUUUCUUUCGUUUAUCUUUGUUUCGCUCCGGACUUGAAUUCGUUGCAUAAUGUACAGAAUUCACUUAUCCAAGUGUAAAUUUGCCUAAUUUAAUUUAGUUGCCUCAUCUCUUUGUAUUCUAUCUAUUAAAUAUAAUUAUCUAUUUACCAUUUUUUAAAUAAAUAUAAUUUUUUAAACAUACUCUUGACAUUUAAAGGCGCACAUUAUGGCAUUGGUUCAAGUCCCCGUUUGGUCGAAACGACCGUUUACUAUAAGUUUUAACACUAUACAUUCGAGUACAAUUGUACGUACACGCGGUUUGGUGUGAAAAUGCGAGCUUUUAUCAAUGAGAAAGAGAGAGAGAGAGAGAGAAAACGAAACACAAGUUAUGUAAAGGAAACACCCAUUACACUUCUCGCAGUCAGCUCCUCUAAAAAUCACAAGAUUCCCCAUGUACAUGAAUUUUCACGUUUAACAUUAUAACGAUUUUAACUUCGCGCAUUCUCAUCUUUAGAUAUCCUCUUUCUAUAUUUGUAAACGGUAUAUAGGAGGUGUAUAAUGGUGUGUAGAUUAGGGGCGUACAUUUUCAUUGAUGCGUGAGUAAACAAAAAACCGUGAGGUUCCGGCUUUCAUCUGCGCUUCGUGAGAUCGAAUUUUGUACCGGUAUUGUCAUUAAGUAUGUAUAAUUUCUCAGUGGCUCUCAUUACUUUGUACAGGAGCGAGAAUAAAUUGCACGUUAUCUUUUCUGAAAGUAAAAAAAUCUUCAUCUUCUGACAAUUGGCUCUGCUUUCUUGAUGCUGCACAGCGUACUUGACAAAAAAAAAAGAAUUUUCUUUGAGAAACGUACAUGUAUAUGCAAUACAUAUUUUUAUCGGGGUCUAAAUAUCCCUAAUGUAAAGUGUAUCCUGGAUACGAUCUAUUAAUUAUAUUCGCUAAAUGUAAGUUUUACAUGAAUGUAAAAUACAUGUAUUUAAAGUG